AUGGUCAGUAGUAGCAGAAUGUGUCUGCCGAAAAUACCCUACUACCGUUUUCUGGUUAUGAUGGUUGCAUUUUUCUGUUUAAUGAGCAUUUUUUCGAAUUAUACAAUUAUGAAUUUUGCAUUUAUUUGUAUGAAAAAUGACAUGCAAGGUGCAGUACAAGGCGAGAAUGGGACCCUCCAAUCCAUCUAUGACUACACUUCCACUGAAAAAGCUCAACUUAUAUGGGCAGUUGCCAUUGGAACAAUAAUCGGAACCAUCCCUUACAACUGGAUGUAUGUCAGAUAUGGUGCUAAAAAUGUAUUCCUCUCUGCUGGUAUCAUUUCUCUCAUUGCCACUUCUUGUACCCCAUUCGCCGCGGCAAAUAACUAUAUUCUGUUACUGGUCAUAAGACUGAUACAGGGAAUCGCUUAUGCUGCAGAUUUCGCAGUCAUCGGAAUAAUCUGUGUCAAGUGGGCACCACAUGAUGAAGUCGCAUUCUUCGUGUCCGUUUUGACCGUUUUUUCACCGUUCGCCACAGUGAUAACGACAGCGGUUACAGGAUUUCUGUGCACCUCAAGCUUCGGAUGGAGAUCGUCCUUCUACGUUCACUCUGUUGCUGGCGCCAUGAUCCCCUAUCCCAUUCAAGCGUCACAUCCAAAGAACUCGCCAAUAUUCAGAAGGGAAAAUCGGCGGCACAUUUUGAACAGAAGAGAUAAUUUCUUUGAUUUUUCGAUUGAAAAACUAAAAAUUUUCAGACAAAUCCCUUACUGGAAAAUGGUUACUAACAGUGCGCUAGUGUGUACCUGGUUUAAUGCCUUUAUGGAUUUGUCCAUGUCAAUUAUGAUUAUCACAUACUCACCAAUUUAUUUCAACACUGUUUUGGAGUUCCCGAUUGAACAAACAGCUUUUAUCAUUGGAGUCACAAAUUUUGCUCAACUUCCAUUCAAAUUUGGAGCUGCGUUUAUCAGUGACAGAAUUACAUCCAUCAAUCCAAAAGCAAAAAUGCUAAUCUUCAAUACUAUUUCAUGUGGAAUCGUGUCUAUCCUAUUCGGGGGACUUGGCUUCAUUUCGAAGGACCAAAAAUGGGUUGCCAUGUUCUUAUUAAUCGCCGUUAAUUGCCUAAUGUCCACUAAUUGUGCUGGCUUUUAUCAGUGUGGACGGCACGUUUCCCAACAGUUCGCUGACGUUGUAAUUGCUGCAAUCCAGUUCUGCAAGUGUCUGGCGCUAUUUUUUGUACCAGCUAUUGUAGCAGCUACAGUAACCGAUGAAUCAGAUAGAUAUCAAUGGUCUCAUGCUUUCUUAGUAAUGUCUGGGUUAUUGUUAGUGGCCAACUUCUCCGCCUACUUCUUCUUCACCGAUCAGCCUGCCGAGUUCACCAAAACUAAUGAACCUCAAGAGUUUCAAUCGAUGAAAGAUGAGAAAUUAUAA
This is a messenger RNA of Caenorhabditis briggsae, 1407 nucleotides long. The transcript has 9 exons. NCBI's taxonomy places the organism in Eukaryota, Metazoa, Nematoda, Chromadorea, Rhabditida, Rhabditidae. Gene Ontology annotation, molecular function: transmembrane transporter activity. The record is from RefSeq and is a predicted model, not a curated record. Gene Ontology annotation, biological process: transmembrane transport. Bases 1 to 1407 code for a protein of 468 amino acids.